GACUACUGUUCUAUUCCCUUUAUUUUUUCUGUGGGUGAAAGAUACCCAUUCUUUUGUUGAUCCUCAUAGUUUGGUUUCCAGAACUUUAUAACUUUUUUAGUAGCUUUCCUCUGAAUGUACUUCUAUUUGUCACUAUACUUUUUGAAUUAUGGUGCCCAUAAGUAAACAAAAUACUCCAAGUGAGUAGGGCAGAGUUAUCAAGCAUAGAGAAAAGUGGAACUGUUUGUGAUUAGUGCACCUCAAGUUAGUAUUUGUCUUAUUAGCCGUAUCACACUGCUGGCUCAUGCUUAAUUCAUGGAAAUAGAUUACUCAUUAGCUUACAUGGAAGCAUGAAUGAAGUAGUUCUUUGUGUUUCAAUGUUUUUAUUAAGGUGGUUGUAACCAUGAAUAUAGAAUUUGCGCAGAAAACUGAACUAGCAAGAAUUGCUAAUCUAAAGGAAGAGGAAAUUUCACUGAUGAAACCCAUAGGAACUCAGCUGGAGAAUAAUUAUCAUAGAAAGGAAUAUCUAGAAGAAUUAAAUAGUCACAUAAAUGAGAAGACAUGCAGUAAGCCUGAAGAAUUGUAUGGUAAAAUGUCACCACUUGAAAGACAAUUUGAACUUGAUGCUAAACAAGCUACACUCUAUGAAGUGCAACAUUUUCAUCCAAAGCUUUCAACAUAUUCUUCCUCCCAUGAAGAAGAAAUUAUUGAAAAGAUACCUAUGAUUACAAAUGAAGUUUCAACUUCCAGCAUUGUUACUUCAACCCAGAUAUUGUCUUAUGAGGAUCACCUGGAAGAUAUGCGUCAAGAGCUUGUUCGUCAGUAUCAAGAGCAUCAGCAGGCAACAGAAAUAUUAAAACAGAGUCACAUGCAGCAAAUGGAGAGGCAGAAAGAAAAUCAAGAGCUUCUCCUAACAGAGCUUGAUAGUCUUAAAAUACGGUUAGCAGAGAAUAUUAAUGAAAAUGCCAUAACAGAAAGAGAACAAAUGCUUUUAUAUGAACUAGAAUCACUAAAGAAGCAAUUAAUAGUUGGGAGAGAAAAGCAACUCUCUGAGUUAAAAAACAGCAGUACUCAAACACAGAAUGAAAGUGUGAGUCAGACUGAAAAUAAAGAGCAUAUUUUAGAAGUUGAAGAUAGAGAAGAACAACACGAACAAGCUUCUCUCGACAUUCUUUCAAAAGAGAGAUGUACUUUGCAGAAAGCCAGUAGUAGGCUGAUGAAGAUUCUGUUGGAUAUUGUGAAGACUACUGCAGCUGUAGAAGAAACAAUUGGACACCUUGUUGUAAAACUUCUAGAUCAGUCACCAAAAUCUCAGUUCCUUUUUAAAAGUCUUGCAUGGGAAGCAAGAACAGAAGAUACCAUAAAACCAAGCAUCUACGUGGGAUAUGAGCCAGGUACUUGUAGUAAGGUUAUGUUCUAGAUUUUUAUAGGAUAUUUAGUAUCAAUAAUUUCAAGUGAAAUGUAUUGAGUAUCAGGUACAAGCCCAGAGACAAAAUAAUUUAAUUCAGUCCUUUAGUGACUUAUACCUAAUAAUUUUGGCAAACUAAGGCUAUAACUUUCUUGCCUAGUAAAUAUAUCAUGAGAAAUUCUAGGAUUUGGCUAUCCUGAACCUUUUUCCUUCUUCCCCAUCCAGUUUGGGCUGCACAAUCCCUUAAUAAGGGCCUCUUUCUGGGAAAGUUUAUUAUUGCC
This is a messenger RNA of Notechis scutatus (mainland tiger snake), 1668 nucleotides long. NCBI's taxonomy places the organism in Eukaryota, Metazoa, Chordata, Lepidosauria, Squamata, Elapidae. The record is from RefSeq and is a predicted model, not a curated record.